AUGGAUUGUAGUACCCAUUGGAGAGAUGUAAAAAAUACUACUCUCUUAGCGAUCACAGACUCAAUCAAAAAAAGUGCCAGAGGGCAAGAAGUCUACGAUGCUGCGUGUCAGGAUUUAGAUUUAGAAGAAAAGGAAUAUUUUGGUCUAUCCUACACAGAUUCAGCUCAAGUGACGCAUUGGGUUGAUCCUACCAAGAAAAUUAGAAAACAAGUGCCUAUUGGUCCACCAUUUUCUAUGCGAUUUCUAGUGAAAUACAGUAUUGCAAAUCCUGAUGAACUUCAAGAAGAAGUUACUAAAUAUUUGUUUUACCAACAUAUUCGUAAUGAAAUACUCUAUGGAAGGCUUGAAUGUCCAACUGAUACCUUAACCAAACUUGCUGGAUACGUUUUGCAAUCUGAACUUGGCGACUUUGAUGAAGAGGUGCAUACAGAGGGCUACGUCUCUGAAUUUCGCUUUCUUCCUGAAAUGAUACAGACUGAAGAAAUAGAAGCCCAAAUUGUGGAUUAUCACAAAUUAUGCGAGGGCCAGACACCGGCAGAGGCUGAGAAAAAUUUUCUUACCAUUGCGAAAACAAUUGAUAUGUAUGGUGUUGAUUUACAUUAUAUUUUGGGAGAUUUAGAAAUUGGUCUGGCACCUAAUGGAAUUAUCAUUCUUCGAAGAUCCAUUAGAAUUGAAUUUUUUUACUGGCCAAAUAUUGUUAAUUUAGAAUUUAAAGGGAAGAAAUUUAUAAUUGUCGCCAAAGGGGAAGGAGAGGAUUCUAGUAAGAUUAGAAAUGAGUUUAAAUUGGGUAGUGCAAAGGCUUGUAAACAUUUAUGGAAAAGCGCUAUUGAGCAACAUUCCUUUUACAGGCUUACUAUACCUGAUGGCCCUGUAAAGAGAAGAUUCAGCUUAUUUAGAACACGCUCCAGUUUCAGAUUCAGUGGUCGUACAUUGUAUCAAGCUCAAAGUAUGCGAAAGAAAGCUCCUCGUCAAUCUAUGAAUGUAAAAAGACCAUCUGUAACGAGAGUUGAUGUAUCGGUCGUAAAAAAAUCGAAAUCUGAACAUGAAAUUGACGGACCAGCUAAUGUAGUGAUCAAUGCUCCCACUGAUUCAAAAGCAAGUAACGAUGAUCAUCUGUAUACGGAAGUAAAAAUUGCAGAUCCUCUACCAGAAGAUACUACAGAAGAAUCUGGACCGUUAUGUGAAGAAAUUAGGAAACAUAUUGUCGACAGGGAUGAAUCAGAAUUAAUCAGAACAUGGAAAAGAGAGAAAAAGUUCCUUGAAAGUCUAGAUGAUGGUGAUAAAGAUGCAGCACAGGAUCUUGAAGAAAUUAAAGAUCUAUUAAGUAAAUUGGCGAAGUAUUUAGAUGUUCGAAUGAAUAGCCGUAAUAUGUACAAGAAAUGUAGUAAAGAGAAGGAAUUACUUGAAAAAAUCGAAGAAUUCAAGAGAGCGCGAAAGCAAAAAACUGCUAGUGUUUAUCAUGAAGGGCUGACUACUACAGUGUCUGAUUCAGGAUCAAGUUACGCUGCUACGACUGAACAGCUACUUCAAGCUGCCAAUGUUGAUCACUCUGAUGAUAGCGAUAUUGAGACUACAGACCUUUAA
Trichoplax adhaerens is the source of this 1584-nucleotide messenger RNA. RefSeq lists its product as uncharacterized. The coding region runs from base 1 to 1584 and encodes 527 amino acids. The transcript is spliced from 19 exons. NCBI's taxonomy places the organism in Eukaryota, Metazoa, Placozoa, Uniplacotomia, Trichoplacea, Trichoplacidae. The record is from RefSeq and is a predicted model, not a curated record. Gene Ontology annotation, cellular component: cytoskeleton.